Messenger RNA from Camellia sinensis, 621 nucleotides. RefSeq lists its product as uncharacterized. The record is from RefSeq and is a predicted model, not a curated record. Lineage: Eukaryota; Viridiplantae; Streptophyta; Magnoliopsida; Ericales; Theaceae.
AUGGCAAUGGGUGUGUCUCAAAAAUGGGUUUGUGUGAUUCUUCUUCUCUUGAGCAUUGUCUUCCACUUGAGUGCCCUUAAUCUUGGAGAUGACAAGGUUGAGAAAGAGAGGUUUGGCGAAGGUGGGAGCUUCGGUGGUCGUGGUGGCCGUUUUGGAGGUGGUAGGGGUGCUGGUGGAGGUUUUGGUAGUGGUGGAGGUGCUGGAGGAGGCAUUGGGGGAGGAGCUGGAGGUGGUGUAGGAGGAGGAGGAGGGUUUGGAGGUGGUGGCGGCGGCGGUGUUGGUGGUGGGUCUGGACAUGGUAGUGGGUUUGGAGCUGGAGGAGGUUUAGGUGGAGGUGCAGGAGGAGGUGUGGGUGGAGGUGGUGAAGGUGGAGGUGGCGGUGGCGGUGUUGGUGGGGGAUCUGGCCACGGUAGCGGAUUUGGAGCUGGGGGAGGUCUAGGUGGUGGUGCAGGAGGGGGAGUGGGUGGAGGUGGUGGCUUUGGUGGUGGUGAAGGUGGAGGUGGCGGUGGCGGUGUUGGUGGUGGAUCUGGCCACGGUAGCGGAUUUGGAGCUGGGGGAGGUCUAGUGGUGCUGGAGGAGGAUCAGGGCAAGGUGGUGGAUUCGGAGCUGGUGGAGGCUUAG